Mycena indigotica is the source of this 1593-nucleotide messenger RNA. RefSeq names its product Carboxylic ester hydrolase. Bases 1 to 1593 code for a protein of 530 amino acids. The transcript has 12 exons. Gene Ontology annotation, molecular function: cholinesterase activity. The record is from RefSeq and is a predicted model, not a curated record. NCBI's taxonomy places the organism in Eukaryota, Fungi, Basidiomycota, Agaricomycetes, Agaricales, Mycenaceae.
AUGGGCGCAGCUUUGGUUCUCCAGUGCUUUGAAAUGAAGAUGCGGUCCUCUUCUCUUCUAUACGCCUCUACACUUGCCUCUCUCUGCUAUGCGGCGACACCAGUUGUCGUUUCAACGACCUCUGGACAGAUCCAGGGCUUGUCCGAUGCUGGAGUGAUGUCUUUCAAGGGAAUCCGCUUCGGACAGCCCCCAACGGGAGACCUUCGUUGGACCGCCCCAGUUGCAUUCACAUCAACGAGUCCUCAGAAUGCGACCACCCUUCCGCCCUCCUGCGUGCAACAAUUUCCGUUUCCCGUAGCGGCGCUCAACAUCAAGCUGUUCAACAACCCGGAUGACCCACCGAAAGAAUCUGAAGAUUGCUUAUUCCUUAAUGUCUGGGCGCCAUCACCGCAAGGACAAAAGCUUCCUGUUGUGAUCUGGAUUUAUGGGGGGGCUCUGGCGUUUGGGACGGGCUCGAUUCCAGCAUACGACGGCACGUCAAUUGCUGCAAACCAAGGCAUUAUUGUGGUGUCUUUCAACUAUCGAACCAACGUUUUCGGCUUCCCGAGCUCUCCCGACUUGCCUCUUACCGGCAAUAAUUUGGGCUAUCUCGAUCAAGAACUCGCGUUCCAGUGGGUGCAAUCCAACAUAGCUGCCUUUGGCGGGGAUCCUAGCAAGGUUACCAUCAUGGGCGAAUCUGCCGGGGGCUUGUCUGUAAGCACGGCCAUCGUAAGACACGCACCAGGCACGGCGCCCUUCCGUGCUGGAAUUAUGCUUUCUGGAGCACAGGUGUCUUUCUCGCCCACGCCAUCAUUCAAUAACUUCAACGCGUUUGCUUCUGCGGUGGGGUGUGGCAGGACUCCCGGAGCAACACGCCUCGCAUGCCUCAGGAAGGUUUCGACGGCGACAAUCCGAAGCUAUACGAACAGCCAGGCGGGACAGGCCACCUUCAGCCCGGUAGUCGACAAUGUUGUUGGCUUUUCCGAUCCCCUGCAGCGUAUCCGCACCGGGAAAACCGCCAACGUGCCCGUUGUCAUUGGAAACCUGCAGGACGACGGAACGCUCUUCACUAUUGGCGUGACCAAUCUCAACACAUACCUCCAAGCGAGUUUCGGCACGACAGUCACAGCAGCGCAAGUCCGCAAGCUAUAUCCAGGGUUGACUGACGCCCAAAUCAUCCCUGCGUCUUAUAGGGAUUAUGUGUUCCAAUGCCCCGCUAACCUCUGGGGCGCUGCCCUCGUCGGCGCAGGCGUAUCGAACACAUACCGAUAUACCUACGGCGCUGUCUUCGCAGACAAUCAACCCUUCGCAAAUGCGGGAGCAUGGCACUCGUCAGAAAUCCGCGAAAUCUUUGGGACAUAUAAUCGCACCACGUCGGCGGCAAACGAAGUGACGCUGUCGCAAACGAUGCAGACCCUCAUCGCCAACUUCGUCAAGGACCCCACCACCCCACCGGCACCCCAGUGGGCCAAGUACGCCCCUGGUAAAAACACGCUCGCCAAGUUGGCGUACAGCAACAAUGUUCAGACCUCGAAUGUGGUCCAAUCUGUUCAAAGCGAUUCCCUUGAUGGUGCAUGUAGUUUGUGGGAUCAGUUCUUGGAUGUAAGAGUAUAA